UCAAGGGAGAGCAGAGAGAAGCUGGGACACACCUCCCUGCCUCACCGCCAGAGACAGCAGCAGCUUCUGCAGGUUCAGUGGGCCUCUGCUCUUUGGUCAAAUAAAAUCCUACAGCUCCAUUUCCAGCAACCAUCCCCUUCUUUCAGUUAACCAGAGAGGAGGAGGAUGGCCUAUGCUGAGGAAGACAGAAAUAGCUACGAGGUGUCUAAGGAAACAGCGGAUUGGUUACGUGCCCGCACUGCCCAGCGCCCAAAGACCGCCAUCAUCUGUGGAUCUGGACUGGGAGGUCUGGCCGAUGUGUUGGAUAACAAGACAGUCUUCCUGUAUGAAGACAUCCCUCAUUUCCCACAGAGCACAGUUGCAGGGCAUGCUGGCAGAUUGGUGUUUGGGGAGCUGAACGGACAGCCCUGCGUGUGUAUGCAGGGACGUUUCCACUAUUACGAAGGAUACUCUGUCAGCACGGUCACCUUUCCCAUCAGGGUCUUCUUUCUCCUGGGGGUGGAGAUCUUGAUUGUCACAAAUGCUGCUGGGGGACUGAAUCCCCACUUCCAAGUGGGGGACAUCAUGUUCAUUAGAGAUCACAUCAGCAUGUUUGGCUUGGGAGGGCAGAAUCCACUGCGGGGACCAAACGAUGAGAGGUUUGGAGUGAGGUUUCCCUGUAUGUCAGACGCUUAUGAACAAGACCUGCUCAGCCUGGCGGUGGAGAGUGCGCAGGAGCUGGGCUUCCUGAGCUUCGUCCGCGAAGGAGUGUACUGUCUGCUGGCCGGUCCCUGCUACGAAACCAUCGCCGAGUGCCGCGUGCUGCAGGCGCUGGGAGCGGAUGCCGUGGGCAUGAGCACUGUCCCAGAAGUAAUUGUAGCCAGGCAUUGUGGCCUCCGAGUCCUGGGGAUCUCCCUCAUCACCAACAAAGUGGUGAUGAGCUACAACAGUCAAGAGAAAGCCAACCACGAGGAAGUGCUGCGCGUCUCGGUGGUCCGGGCUGAAGCCCUGCAGAAGCUGGUCACGCACCUCCUUGGCAAGCUGGGGGAAAGCACAAACUCCCCCUGACCUCCAGGUGUCUGUCGUUCCUAUCGUAACGUGUGAACACUAAGUGCUGGGGGAGAGCCAUCGGUGAGACCGUCCCCUUCUGCUCUCCUGAUUUUGAAUCGACCUUUUGAUUUUUGUCCCUGUGAUUUAGCUGGUCAGGCGGAGAGGUUUGCUUUGAAUUUUGCCAGAAUGAUAUCCCCCUUGUUGGGAGCCAGUGGCAAAACCAGCUUUCUGGCACUUAAACGGGGUCUGACCUCUGGCAGAUUCCCGAAUGUCAGCAAUGAGCCCCUUGGCACCGUGAGCUCCAGCUCCCCCUCGUUCUGCUGCAGAGCGUUUGGUGUCUCUCGCCCGUGGUGCUGCCCCUCUCAGCACAGCACCUGAGCCGCUGCUCCCCCGUUACCGCGAGCCGGGUUGAGAGCUGGUUGCAGGGCUUGGUGCCUGCUGGGCAUGUUUGGGGAGGGCCUGAUCUGAAGCCAGUGGAAAUCCACAAAAAUCCUCUGAGUUUUGAGCGAGGACCCGGAUACAUAAAAUGGGCUGGGCUAAAGAUGAGAUCUGGCUGGAACAAGCAGUGCUACAGAGCUUGUUUUACAGCUUGGAAAACCGCCGCAUCCCCACGAAUGGGGUGGUGUUCCUUUCCCAUCCCAGAAGGUGUCUCCAGAAAGCCCUCUCUUUGCUCACUUGGCUCUUCAUGACCCGCCGCGGAGCUCAGUAGCUGUUUGGCACGAUGCAGCGUUCCCCCCAGCACCCCCUCACACCUCUCCACUCCGAUCACAGCCUUGAAUCACUGUUGGCCUAUUCCAGGGGGUGAAAGCACAGCUCACAUACAAGGCGUGACUCGUCUGUUCGCGGUGUAAAAGUGGCCAAGCUGGAAACAGGAUCCAGGUCCAGCUCUGCCUCGUUUUAUUCCUUCUGUCUCUGGAUGUCUCGGGGAUUCAGCAGCCUGAGCCACUCGCACUGGAGACAUUUUGGUGUCCCAAGACAGAGACAUCAGUUUGACCCAGUGUUUCACCCCAGCUUUGCUCUACCACAAUCCCUGCAGGAGAUGUUGGAGCACCAAUGGUUUGUGGAGUUUAGUGAUGUGAAAUUACAGUGAAAAUUAUUUUGGAACAGGCAUGGUAUUUUUCUGACUUCCCUGGUCCUCUUACAUGACGAAAUUGAGCCUAGUGGUGAGUAAAGGACAAGGAGGAGAGGCCACCGUGCUCUCUUUUACCAAUGUGCCGAUGGUCUAUCAAGGAAGGGUGAAUAGUCACCAGAAUGGUGCGUCACUCAUUGUUCCCCAAAGGUCAAGCUGAGCCGUGGAUGCAGCUGCAAGUGAAACAGUGACAGUAAUUAUUAGGUAACCUUUUUCCCUCCAUUUAUCUUGGAGUUCUCUAUAAAGCCCGUCACUGUCACAGCUAAAUGUUUUCCGUUGACACAGUGGUCUGAAGACACCCAACUGCUCAUGGAGAGCUCCCAAUCCACCUUCCUAAAUUUAGCUGAUCAGUUGUUUACCAUUGACGCUCGCCCUCCGUCACAGCCUUCAGCCUUCCGUGACAUUUCUUCAGCUCCGGGCGCAAAAGGACGUUGUGGCCUGGUGAGUUUUUCCUAGAUGGGUAUUUAUUUGAAGCCCUUCAUGCUGCAGUUGCUGGUGUCAACUGCUGUAUUAAUGAUGCAGAUGUUGCCACCAAGAGGAACAGAGUUGUGCCAUGCAUGCUUUCCACAAAACGGUAACACUUCAGGUGUAGGAGAGAUCUUGGGGUGGCCACCCUGUCCCCUUCUCUUCUCCUGGGCAGGGAUACCUGUGGUCAGUCCUGACAAAUAUCUGCCCAGCCUGGUCUUGAGGACUUCUGGAGGGGGAGGAUUUGUUGCCUGUGCUCUCCUGGCCAAGCCACUUGUUCAGCAGCUCCUGGCACGUGGAGGAGCCCUCUGAAACAGCAGCUCUUUCCGUUUGGUGGGUCUGACUGUCAAGGCAGUCUCAGUGACCAGUUCUGGUGAUAAUGCGCAAAAGGAAAGAGGCUCCAGCUCCUCCUUCCACAAGGCCGUUGUCUUGUCAGGUCUAGCAGGAGUAAAGUGCUCGUCAACGGUGGCAGCAGAAGCAGUGAAAUCUAAAAAGUGCCAGAUGUGCAGAACGAGAAGGAACCACUUCUAUCUGCUUCCUUUUCAGACUUCUCCCAGUAUGGGCUUGUUACAGGGCAGAGAGAGAGCAGAUAAUUUCCCCUGCCUAGAAAAUGGUGCUUCACAUUCAGCUAAUUAAUACUUGGUAAAUACGAAGUCUCUCAAGUGUGAGUGGAAGACAGCUGUGCAGCUAGCUGUAGCUAGAGAGCAGCCAGAGUAACUAAGGCUGGGAUUUCAGCAGACUCCAUUAAUUAGUCAGAGUCAGGCUCGACUGCAAUGUGAGGGGAAGCAUCCAAAAAAAAACUUCUGUUGUGCUGGUACUUCUCAAGCCAGGCUUGAGAUGAGGAGGAGCUUGGCAGCAGCACCCGCUUCCAGGAGGCUGGGUCUGCUCCUCUCUCCAGCCAUACCAUGCACUUGUAUCUGAAUACAACUUAAAUACAGCCUAAAAUUUCAUCUGAAAAUCACCACGCAACCAGAUCUUUGGCGAAUUAUGUCCGUUUUCAAAGAAAUGUUUUCUAAAUAGCUUCUGAGCCCUUAAACAGCUGGGGGCUCUUCUUUCUUCUGUCCAAGGUUGACUUGGAUGGCUCAAACUCUGCAUGAACGUCCCUGAUUUUUGUCCCUGUGAAUGACAAGAGGGAAGAUGCCCUGGGCACUUUGGAAGGGGUUUUGCUCAUGCUAUGGGGAAGAGAGGAGGAAUACAAUUAAUGAGUAGGUUCGUCUGGCUUUGGAGAUACUUUUAAUCCAAUUUUGUUUUUUUUUUUUUUUACUGCUGAUGAGUUUCAAAAGGCUGAAAUACAAUGAUGCAAGAGGGGUAACGUGUGGGGAAGAAACAAAACCUGCCGUGAUCUUGAAAACAGUGCUUUUGUUUCCUGUGCCAAUGCCAUGGGUUAGAAAGGAAGGAGUCACUUCGCUGUACCCCCUGCAUCCAACCCCCCAGGCUGGAGCACAGCCCCGGGGCACCACAGCACCAGCGCUCAAAGCUCAGGAUAAUCAACCCCAACAUUUGACCAGCACUUUGCACAGGUAUUUUUUACUGAUCCCAGUGGGCUGAGGAACUCUCGGAAAAAAUAUGGAGAACUGAAGGACCCCAGCUACCUUUCUAGCAGCCUAAAGGUGCGAUGGGCUGUGGCGGUGCCAGUGCAGCAAGUCAUCUGUGCUGGAGGCAGGACAUAGUUUCGCUGAUGCUGUGCCUUUUAUUUAGUGCACUUAGUGCUUUCCGGCAACAUCCAUGGCUGAAACGAGUAGCCUGUAAGACAACCUCAGCUUUCUUUCACUCCUGCGCUCUGCCACUUGCCUACUUCUGAAUCCGGGCUGUUAGGCUCAUAGGGAUAAGCUGGUAGAUGCGUGGAAAGUUAAAAAUCCUGGCGAGUGGAAGAACCACCCCAAAUUGUGCGGCCGAUGGCUUUUUCAGUGCUAUGGUGAGCAAUGAGCUGGGGUGCUGCCUGGGGAGUGGAUACCACCAGCAUAGGCUGCCCCGUGGCAGGGGCCCUGGAAGAUUUGUGUUGCUGGGGGGCAGAGCUGCACAGCCUCUCCUUUACUCUCUCCCAGCCAUGGUUUCCUGAGCCAGUCUGGCCCAUCCUUGGUGCCAGCCCUUUCCUCUUCCUUGCUCAUCAGCGCAGAGAAAACUUUUCAGGUCAUGAGGUCCUGCUGCUUCCAGCCCUCUGGAGAAGACUAAGACUUGAUAUUGAUGCCCUCAUGUGUGAUUCGCAUAAAAGCCUGAUGUCAGGAGGAGAAAUCUCUGAUACAACCCUUGGCUGGACCAUAUCAGGAGUUUUUAAGUAGAGAUCUCCGCUGUUAUCUGAGAAACAACCCUGCAACCUUGCCAAAAAAAUCUGAUUGUGUGAUCUAUCCCGUUUCCUUUGCAAGGCUCAGUUUCCCAGACUCUUUCUUUUAUGUGAGAUUUUCUGUUUGCACUCUUUUCCACAUAAAAGAAAACCAGAAAACUUUUUAAAAAAUGUGCUAUCUGUCUCGGCUCAGCAGCUGAACGUAUGCUUUGCCUUCAAGUUAUCAAAAUUCCCUUAGAUGUUUCUCUUUACUGAAAACCUGCAGUUGAAUUAAGGGGUUUCAGCUGUGGUGGUGGGUUAUUUUUUUUCUCCAAAAGCUUUAGGUCUUCACUGCAAGGAUUUCAUAUGCUGGAAAGAAUUAAGCUCUUCCCUGCUACGCUGAAUAUGUGGAGCAAGGGGGAGCGGUGCGGUGCGGGUCAUGGCAGUGGGCUGAGCUCAGUUUGUUGCCGAAUUAAAGCCUGG
Molecule: messenger RNA, 5366 nt
Organism: Tyto alba (common barn owl)
Lineage: Eukaryota; Metazoa; Chordata; Aves; Strigiformes; Tytonidae
Gene: PNP
Product: purine nucleoside phosphorylase
Exons: 6
Coding region: 166-1047 (293 amino acids)
Biological process (GO): nucleoside metabolic process
Cellular component (GO): cytoplasm
Molecular function (GO): purine-nucleoside phosphorylase activity
Source: RefSeq, a predicted model, not a curated record